This is a messenger RNA of Wasmannia auropunctata (little fire ant), 4279 nucleotides long. RefSeq names its product protein NRDE2 homolog. Bases 1196 to 4117 code for a protein of 973 amino acids. Lineage: Eukaryota; Metazoa; Arthropoda; Insecta; Hymenoptera; Formicidae. Gene Ontology annotation, molecular function: protein binding. Gene Ontology annotation, cellular component: catalytic step 2 spliceosome. Gene Ontology annotation, biological process: regulatory ncRNA-mediated post-transcriptional gene silencing; negative regulation of RNA catabolic process. The record is from RefSeq and is a predicted model, not a curated record. The transcript is spliced from 16 exons.
CGUAAAGAGAUGGCGCCAGUGCCACGUGACUUCCGUUCGCGAAUCGCGAGUGGUGUCGGUCCGCGGCCGUGGAGGGGAACGUCGUGUUUAUCUUGAUUACGUACGAUUUUGAAUAUAAUCGAUCUCGGCUGCAUUCCGUUUCACGUAUGUUGCACCUGACGCAUCGAUCAUUUUGUCUUUAUUCACAUUUAAUGUUAAAUAACCCGCCGCGUUUUAGUUUACGAAAUUCAAUGCGAUACCGAUUGACGAUCGCGUUCUUCGAUUACGGUUUGCGAGAGCCGGAGUAGUUUGCACCACGGCAUUGCGAAUAACGUCGCGUAAUCGUUAUAUUGGCUUUAUUCUCAGCCGUUCGGUCCGCGGAGUGCGUGAGUGUUUUUUUUUUGCGUCGUAUAGCGCGUGCUGCGGUCAGCACGCGUCGCGAGAGUAUCGCACAAAGUGUCGCGAAUGUUAAUUGGCGAGCGAUUAAAGUUUUCCAUUCGUAUCGCGAAUAUGGGUGUUUGUGGCAGCCAUAAUGAAGCAGUAGGCGAUUAUUACGGCGCACGCUUUGGCUGCGGAUGGUGGCGAAAUCUCUGUUGUCUUAUACUCGAGUGAGGACAAAGCACGAUUUGCAACGAUGUGAAGACGGCGAAAUCUCUGAUGUCUUAUGCACGAGUGAGGACAAAGCACGAUUUGCAACGAUGUAAAAGACGUGGAUUUUUUAAAGUGGGUCCAACCUAAUAAAACCCCCGGUGAAGUAAAAAACCCGGUAAGUGAGCGAUCCUUUUUCUCGACGGGGGUGUUUUCCUCUAAGGAGCUAUUUCAAGCUAAUUUCGACGUAAUGCGAGCGUAACGUGUUUGCAGACUAUUGCAUGUCGCUACGUAAGGCGCUUACAUAGUCACGGCAUGAUUGAUGGACAGCAGUUUUAUUCGCAUCGAUAUUUUCGAGAAUUUUACGUGUUCUCCUUGUUCCGGCCUUUCUUCACGUUACCUCUUUUGCGGAAAAGGAGUGAAGAAUUUUCGCCGUUUCUGCACUCUGCCACCUCAAGCUUUCUUGACCUACAUUUCCUGUACGAUAACAGGAGAGAUCGCGAUUGCCGACCUUCGAAAAUCAAAAUAAGCUGACAACGAGAACAAAGGUUAGAAAGAGAAGAAUCGAUGAAAAACUUUUAAAUUUGAUACUUUGCGCUGCAAAAAAAGAAGGAGAAAAGAAGAAGAAAUGUCUCUCUUUCCUGCUUAUUCAAGUGAUAAAACUGAAUCGACAAGUUGCGGCGAUACAGACAAUGUUUCCACCAAGUGGUUGUCAAACUCGAGUUUUCAAAUACAAAUUCCGAUCAAAAAGGAACCUCCUGACUUGUAUUCUUCGUCAGACGAGUCUUUACAUGAAUCGCUUAAUGCAGAAAAACAAGUUGAAACAAUCCCUCGGGAUACAAAGGUAGAAGCGAGACAGAAAACCGAGAAAGGACAAAAAGCUGAAAGGAAGAGACAUACGCACGACAGUAAACGACACAAGCCGGGUUACGAGGUGAAUGUCGAUAAUGUGUACUUUGAAGAUAGACGUAGAGAUAAAGGGAACAAUAACAUUAAUACGUUUUGCCCCAGAGCGAGGCCAUACUACGAUAUUAGUGAAAAAUCUCUCGGUUACGUUAAACGCAAACAGCCAAAAAAAGAUCCGUUUCACAGAUAUUAUAUAAAAAAUAUAGACUCUGCAGAAGAAGCGAAGAAAAAGGAUACAGUUAUCAAGAAGACGAAUGAAAAAGAGACGAAACAAGACGACGAAACGAAUGAAAGCACAUCUUCUUGGUGCAAGAACUUGGAGGAGGAGCAAAAAUGCAAAACUCGAGAAUUUAAUAAACAACUAACAGAAAAUCCACAUAAUGUUGAACUUUGGCUGCAAUACAUCAACUUUCAGGACACUCUGGCUUAUUAUCAAAGACAUCAGUUGGCUAAGGAUCUGCAUCGUUCUACAGUAUUGAAAAAAUUAUCAAUCGUCGAGAAAGCACUCGAGAAAAAUGCGGAUUCCAAGGAAUUAUUGAAAUUAAAGCUACGUUUUAUGACAGAGUUGACGCCGUCUGACGAACUGUCGAACCAAUUGGAGGCAUUAGUUAAUAAAGAUUCGGGGAAUAUUGUGUUAUGGCAGCACUUCAUUAUGGUCACACAAGGUUCAGUAGCGAUGUGUACUGUGCCACGAGUGUUGGAUUUGUACUCAAAAUGCUUCAGUGUUUUAAGACAGCGUGCGAGAACAAAUCCUUCUGUCUACGAUGCACAGCUGCUAUAUAUGCUGUAUCAGUGCUUGACUUUCCUAAGGCAUACAGGAUUAUGGGAACAAAUGUGGGAGACAAUACGUUUAAAUCUGAAUUUAAAUUUGAAUUUAAACAAAACCAGUUUAUCUUUGCGAGGGUCUAUAGAUGAAAAAAAAUUAAUUGGUAUGGAAGAAAUGAUAUUGAUGUCGCGAUUACCACUAAAUCAACUAUGGCAAAGAACGGAAUCAUUGAGAGAAAAUUGUCAUUGGAUUAGCGUUAGUAGAGACGAGUUAGAAUUGGUUGGAGAUUCCAGAAGGUUUAUUUUGCCAGAAGACGUAGCAGACUUUGUACAUCCAAUUCUUUCUCGUAAUUCCAACUUUCAAAUGGCUGUCUAUUCUCUUUUGUGCCUGAAAGUACCACUUUUACCUUGUCGAGAUUGUUACAUGAAAGAAUUAUUAUUGAAAAACUUUAAUUGGGGAGUAGAAUCUUUAGAAGUGUUGCUCCCAUUCACGUAUCCUAUGGUAGGCGAAAUGGCUGGUCAUGACCAAAGGAAAGAAUUACUGAAGGAUGUUCUCGAGGGACGUUUAACGUCAGGUCCUCAAUAUCUCAAAUUUCAUCCGGCGCAGGAACCAUACCUAGAUUUUGUACGCAAAAUAUUUCAUACAAUCGCGGAAAGUCUGCCUUUGCUGCAACGGACAAGUAUAUAUGUCUGGUGGUUGCGACUGGAAAGAUUACUGGUCUCUCUCAGCAAAGACGAACCUUUAAAACACGAUAAUAAAGGAAAGAAAUUGAGGGCAACAUUGAAGGAAUUUUUGAAGAAGGAUGAAAAUAGAAAUAACUUGUACUUCUAUAAAGAAUAUGCCCUAAUAGAAUUAGAAAUGGGCAGAUUCAGCAACUGCAUGAACAUUCUUGAGACUGCCAUUCAGUCCCAAGGGACAUGCCCGUCUGCGAUUACCAACAUGUGUGAAAGGGCGGCGCUUUUUAACGUGUAUAGGACAUUUAUCGAGACUCUGCUCGAUAUUAGAACGUACAACGAGUCGCAUAGAUCGUGGAUACUAAAAGCCUUUGGUCAAAUGAUACCUGGCAAAAACGAAAAUCAAGAAACACUGGUUGAAGCGUACUUACAUUCGUGCGUGCAAGACUUUCUGCAAGUUCCACCCGGUGAAAAAGAAAAAGAUACCUUGUUUCUAUCGAAUUUAGAAUGCGAUUCGAUCGUAUGUUACGCAUACUUUCUGUAUAUUAAAGACGGUGAUAUUCAAAAUGUUAUCGACAUAUUGAGGAGCUGCAUCGAUCAUUCUAAGGAGUGUCCUUAUUUACAGGAAAUGUUGUAUGAAAGCCAAAUCGCAAUUCUGCAAUUACAUCAUGAACGGACUCAGGGUAUGCAGCCUGUGUUAAAAGAAACCCUCAGUAGAAUUUUAAAUAUAUAUCCGAAUAACUUUUACGCUUUAUCUGUAUUCGCUGGCAUAGAGAGUGAAUUGCCGACUUGGAGAUUCAAUAGUAGAAGCACUGAGAUUGAAUUGUGGCGAGCGAUGGCGAUGUGCCUGGCUGCUCGUAGACGUAUUAGUCUCCUAAUGAAACUUGAUCAUUCCGAUGCAGUGAAUGCUGCACUGAAUAAGCUAUUAUCAUUUCAUCUAACACUCUCUAGAAUACCAUCGACACGAUGUUGCCCAUUGCUAUGGAGACUUUAUAUGCUUCUUCUGCGCGAGCAUAAUUUAUGCGAGAAAAAAGGGGAAGAGAUUUAUCACGAGAGCGUCACGCAAUGUCCAUGGGCACGAAGCGUUUACAUAGAUGCAGCUGAAGUAGCGCCUCAACUUCUCACGCAGAUUCAAGAUCUGAUACGCGAGAAAGAAUUAAGAAUGCACGUCACACCUGAGGAAUUAGAUAUUCUUCGUGGAUAAUGUAAUUUUGUGACUGAUAAGAAAAACAUAUAAAAAAUUGUUUAACGAUGUUAUACCUUAAUUUAUAUUUCAAUUUCUAAUUUGGUAAGUUAAUAUAGAAGUAUAUCUAAAUAAUGUAAAUUUAUAUAUAACACACAGAUUAAAAAUACCUGAAAAUGAAAA